UGUAACAUCAACCGGGAUUGGGAACCGCGCCGCCUCAGGCUCGCCUCAAGUUUAGUCCAACUUCAGUGUAGUGUGAAGACUCUUGUAUACACCACGCAGUUCUAGUGCUUCAUUUGUUUAUAUCAGCUAUAAACAGCUCUUCAUACAAAAUGAAUCAAAACGUGAGGGUGGUUUCGGCGCCGAACGAUGAAAAGUUCGUGUUUGACACCUGUUGCUGCUGCAUUCCUCUGAGGACCGGGUGCCUCAUCCUCGGCUACUUGCAACUGAUCGCCCACAUCAUCGGCGGUAUAUUCGCCGUGCUGGCCAUUGGCACCGGGCUGGCAUUGCUCAACGCUGAGGACGAGAGGUACAAGACGGCUGCGCAGGCGGUCAUCAUCAUCGGGGCUGUUGGGCUCGUGAUCAUCCUGGUGGCGCUGCCUUUCACCAUACUUCUACUCUGUGGACUACAUAAGGAGAGACGCAAUUUUGUCAAGUAUUAUCUCGUCUUCGCUGUGGUGUGCUUGGUGUUAGGCAUCAUCGUGCAGAUCGCCAAGUACUCAGGGGGCUAUGGAGACAGCAAGGAGUUACCGUCAAUUAUAAUUAAUAUUGUGCUGACCAUCUACUUCUUGCUGGUACUGCGGAGCCAAUACAUCAAGAUGGGCUAUGACAACAACGUACCAGUCCAGCACUACAACCCGGACGCGCAACUGAUGAACGUACAAAAAGUUUAACUCUUUUUCUAUAUUUAUAUAUUUUACCUGUAAGCAAUUCAUUGUGUACGUUUUUGAAUUAAUGGAAUAUGUCACGAGGGUUAGUACAGUAUAAAAAAAAAAAAAUUAAAGAUAUUGAAAAUCCCCCGACACUAAUUAUUAUUAGUUUCGCUAAGUUUCAGAAAUUUCUAUAAUUUAAGUGAUAAAUUUAAGAUUGUAAAAUAUCGAUAGCCUUCCCUAUCGAUUUCUCCGUCUCAAAUAAUGUAAAAAAGACGCCCAUUCAAGUUUCUACAGGAGCUGUCAUAAAAAAAAAAUGUUUUUAUCAGACUUUUUAUAUUAUAUUUCUAUCUAUAUGUUGUUGUCUUCUUAUCUACGUCGAGGGUUAAUAAAACGAAUUGAUUUAACUCCUUUGAAAGUGUGCCAUAAACCAUUUCUUUCAUAGCCCAAACUAAAGUAAAAAGAAGAACAGUUAGGGGGUUAGCAUUUGUUAUUAUUCGUACAUAAUUAUAAGAUCGAACAAAGUUAAUGUUAUCUUUAGAUAAGUUACUUCUCAAUACAAUUGAAAUAUUUGCUAUUUUUUUAUACAGUAAAGAUAAAUCUUAAAAAUAAAAGAUUAUUGACAUGGUAUAUCAUAAUGGCUCCUCUACACUAUCGGCUAUAAUGGACGGAUAAAAACGAUCCUGAAUCAUUUGCCUAUCUAGACUAAUAUUAUGAAGCUGAAGGGUUUGUUUAUUUGUUUGCUUGAACGCGUUUAUUUUAGGAACUACUGGUCCGAUUUGAAAAUUUUUUCAGUGUUAGAUAGCCCAUUUAUCGAAGAAGGCUAUAGGCUAUAUUAUCCCCGUAUUCCUAAAAGAACGGAAAACACGCGGGUAAAACCGUGCGUCGUCAGCUAGUUGGUAUUAAAAUCAGUUGUCUCGGGUUUUGACAUCUAGACAUCAUUAUCACCAGCCUCGUUCCAGGGCAAGCCUCGUAAAAAUGUCUUACAGGUUAUUUAAAAUUUAGUUAUUUAUAAUGAUUUCUUUAAACUCCUCGUUGAUCCAGUGGUAAAGUUAUAUGUUUCAUGAUUAUACAGAUAACAGUGACGUGUGAAUCGUGCAUGAUAGUGUAGAGGAGACAUAAAAGUUUAGAUUUAGAACAUAUCUAAGCGUUUAUGCUGUUAUUAUUAAUUCUUGUUUUAUUCAAUUUCACAAAGCCUUUAAUGUAAGUAAAUUGUGGUAACCACGCAAUUGUACAAUUUUUUUAUAUUUUUGGUCAGGUUUUACGUAAGCGAACAUAUGUCAACUUGUACGAACCCUCACAGUCACACAAGUAAGCUCAGUUUGGUCAAUCAGAGGGCCUAGUGGCAGUUUGAUACUGUUAAUAUCGCGUUAACGUAAACGCGAAAUUCUAACGAUUUGAAACAGCGCCAUCUAGUGGCACUUUUGCACAACUGUUUCAAUUCCAUAUAAAUUCGUGUUUACGUCAACGCGAUAGUAACAGUAUCAAACUGCCACGAAUGCCCUCAGAAUAGUAUUUGCAUUGCAAUUUAUAGUCAGCUCUGACGUGGCAACAGCUUUAACAACCCCGUUUGGAUAUUAUACUCCGCGCCACGAAACAAGUCCCGAAGACGCGGCGCUAAUGUCUUAAUGGCACUCAUAGUCAUUUGGUAAUUGCGGUCUUAUUGGCAUUUGUGUAAGGCGCUGUCAAUUUUAGUUCAGGUUUUAGCCGCGGGACUUAUUUCGUGGCGUGGAGUCUAUGUCUACUACACUGUUUUGUGUACCUUAAUAAACGCCUCGUGUUCAGAGCGGACUAGAGUUGUUGCGAGUUCUAUUUUAUAAAAAACUUACUAUUUUUUAUUACUAUUAUUAUUCUCUAAUUCGUAAGACAUUUAAUAAUUCAAAAAAUUACAUUAUAAGCUAUGAUGAUUAUGAUAUGUUAAAUAUCUACUUAAUAAUUAUUUUGUUUAUCAUUCUGCCGUAUCGGCCUGUUAUUCAUUAAGAUCUACCUCUUUUCAAUGUAUUGCAAAGCAAUUGUUGUACGAGGUACAAGAAAAAAUAUUUUUUUAAAACAAAAUAAAGAUACUUACUUUUUAAAAUAACUAAA
This is a messenger RNA of Bicyclus anynana (squinting bush brown), 2771 nucleotides long. RefSeq lists its product as uncharacterized. The record is from RefSeq and is a predicted model, not a curated record. NCBI's taxonomy places the organism in Eukaryota, Metazoa, Arthropoda, Insecta, Lepidoptera, Nymphalidae. Bases 150 to 710 code for a protein of 186 amino acids. The transcript has 5 exons.